AUGCUUUUUUCUCGCCACCACGCAGCCUCCCCAAGCUUCUUCGACAAGUUGCAAACUGCUCACAGACUCCGCGAGAGAGGUCUCCCUUCGGAGCCUCCAGCCAACCCUUCCUUCUUCAGGAAGAUCAAAAAUGCUUUUAAAUCGACCGCACAAAAAUUCUAUUUGUCUCUGCGUUUCUCCUUUCCCCAUCGUUGGGGUUCCAGACGCAGAUACUCCAGAAUGUCCAGAAACGAGAAGAUGCCCAUGCAGCAAAACGCUGGAACAGAGCCUGCUGCCGUCCAGUUUGUGUCUCUUACGCUUCAUCCAGACGACGGCCUUUUGGAGAAGUUCUAUGUGGACUCUGCCCACAGCCCCGGUGCUGCAGUUUCCCAAAACGACGAGGACCUCGUUCAACCAGCUUCCGGCGUGACCCUGGAAAAUUUCCACUUUUCCCACGUUUCAGGAAAUUUGAAAAAAUGCUUCACCGCCUUGUCCCGGUCUCGGAGCCUUCCUGGCGCCAGAACCAGCAGGACCCUUCUCGCAUUGGAUGCCUUGAGGAACCUCAUUACUGGAAAGCCCACGGGCCUCACCAUCUGGCCAAAUUUCCCCAGAAGCACUUACAAAAUUUUUGCUUUCCACUUGGCCAGAGUCGCUUCCCAGCAAACGGCCUCUAGUGCUGUGGUUCCGCUCAGAAACCAGAACCCAUCCACACCAGCUCUUCUGGAUACCACACCAGUUCUUCUGGUCACCCCCGAGCCAGGCAUCGACGUCGAUCUUUCCGAAUUGACCGCCUUGGCCUCCAAAAAAAUAAGACCGCUUGUGGGCGUCGGCGAUAUGGAGUACACUGCCAGAACCCGGGAGUUCGUGAGACAGCACCCCAAGGCCUUGGCUGCAAACUCCCAGGUCUCCCGGGUCUCCUUCGCUGAGACACCUGAAAUUAUUGUUUUUAAUUCAGACGACGCUCCAGCGGCUCUCGGCACUUCACCACCCAAACGCCCUAAGGUGGUCCAGAGUAUCCUUUCACACAAGCUCAAGCUGGAUCCUCCUCAGCACACUUCCCCCACCGAAGACAACGAGUUCUUCAACUACGCUGAGGCCAACGCCAGGCUUGAUGCUUUGCUCAAGGACACUAAAUUCCCCGCUGUCAAUACGCAAAAGUACAAGGCAGACGUCAGCAGAGCCUUGGGCCAGUUUGGCGAGGCGUUCCGUUUCCUCACCAACUCCUUCACCCAGCCGGUAAUGAACGAUUAUCUUGCUUAUUUCCAGCAAUAUCUCAGCAUCGGCGGCGAAAUCAGCCGUCAUUUGGCGGUAGCAAAAGGUAUGGCUGCGGAGUUGGACUCUUUGAGUCUGGAGCUCACCGAAGGCUACCUUCCCUUGAGCCAGAACCUCCGUCUUUUCGACUUUGGCAAGCGCCUUUAUGCUCUUGAUGCCGCCGAAGAAGAUGUCAGACAGCUCAUUGACUCUUUAGCUCUGACCUUCAAGGUCAACCUGGACAAGUUCCAGUCUGAGCUGAAGCAGAUGGAGUACUUCGUCAAGAAGAUCAGCUCCGCCUUCACCCAGUUUUUGAGAAGACACUGUCGUUCUUUGGACGCCGAGGGCCGCAAGAACCUCUCGAUGCAAUUGGGCCGUGACGAGUUUAUGGAGAGGGUCUUCUGCUUCAGGAACUUGAACAUGGACUCCGCCAAGACCGAGCUCGGCCGCCACUACGGAGACUUGACCAAUGCCUUUAGCCACCAGGAGGAGCUUCUUUACCUGGUGAAGGUGGCCUUCAUCGAGCUCUACGAGCACACCCAGCCAAAGUAG
Candidozyma pseudohaemuli is the source of this 1782-nucleotide messenger RNA. RefSeq lists its product as uncharacterized. NCBI's taxonomy places the organism in Eukaryota, Fungi, Ascomycota, Pichiomycetes, Serinales, Metschnikowiaceae. The transcript has a single exon. The record is from RefSeq and is a predicted model, not a curated record. The coding region runs from base 1 to 1782 and encodes 593 amino acids.